GCACUUAUCUCCCUUAUUCUUAGAUCGCGUGAGUUCCAACUAAAUGACUCCGCUCCUUACUACUUAAACUCGUUAGAGCGGAUCGCACAACCUAAUUACAUUCCUACCCAGGAUGACGUGCUUCGAACUCGAGUCAAAACCACUGGAAUUGUUGAAACGCAUUUCACC
Molecule: messenger RNA, 168 nt
Organism: Strongylus vulgaris
Lineage: Eukaryota; Metazoa; Nematoda; Chromadorea; Rhabditida; Strongylidae
Source: the annotation of a GenBank genome assembly